This is a messenger RNA of Eurytemora carolleeae, 1050 nucleotides long. RefSeq lists its product as uncharacterized. Bases 7 to 984 code for a protein of 325 amino acids. The transcript is spliced from 13 exons. Gene Ontology annotation, molecular function: protein binding. The record is from RefSeq and is a predicted model, not a curated record. Lineage: Eukaryota; Metazoa; Arthropoda; Copepoda; Calanoida; Temoridae.
UUCUGUAUGUCAAAUAUAAGUGAGGAGACUGUGGACCUACGAUCAGCUUGUAUCUGCGCAUCAGAGGCAGGAUAUAUCUAUAUAAUUGGACGGGAACUAUUGAAUAAUAGAACAGCACAGGAUGAGGUUGGCAAUCAAAUUCGACAAGGAACAACUUGUGAAACCUUCAAAUUUCUUCCAUCUCCUCAAACUGAUCUGAUCUACUGUGAUUCCAACGCUGCUUGUCUUAAGGGGAAUUUAUAUCUUUUUGGUGGAACGUCUGUCAUCGAAGGUCCUGACUUUGGUUACAUUUGGUGCUCAUUUGAUCUUCAGGAAUUUCAUACCCGAUAUUCUCAGAGCUAUAAGGCCGGACAUAGUAUAUGGAAAACAAAACUCACGUCCAUAGGAGAAGAACCCCUGAUAUCCACAAAUCUUCAUAUACAUGACCUGAGCACUUCGGCAUGGAUGCUUUUCCCUGAUGAUACUCCAUUUAGGAUAUCUGGUGGAGCUACAGUAUGGCACCUGGGUAAGCUCUAUCUAGUGGGUGGAUACACUGUAGAGUACGACGUGGAGCUGAAAUCCUUCUACCAGAACCCGUCCAACUCUGUCUGGGUGUUUGAUCCCGCCAAGGGGAUUUGGAGCCAAGGUCCCAGCCUUCCCAGGACUAGUAUGGAGUUGCAAGGACGAAUUAUUUCAUUCAGAGGAUAUGCCUUUGGUCAAGCUGUGAGUAAUGCUGGCUGUAUAUAUUACAGUGGCGGGGCAACCCUAGCUGUCAAUAAUAUCUUUAAAAGCUGUGACACCGCGCCUCUUAAUAAAUAUGAGUAUGUUAGCCUACCAAAGGUAUUAAGGCUGGAACCAAACCAGGAAGAAUGGCGCGCAAUCUUUAGUCCAAGUCCAGGACACACACAGGACUAUACCCUUUAUGGAGCUGUCCCUGCAUCAGUAACCCUCAAAAAAAUUAAAGUUAAAAAUGGACGACUAGCAAGCUGUCCGCUUAAUGUUUGAGAACAAUAGAUAUAUAAACAGAUAAACAGAUAAACAAACAGAUAAACAGAUAAACAGAUAAACAGA